GGCAAAUAAAAGAAAUAAAACUAUCAAAGAAAUAAUACAGCAUUAAUUAGUAAUUUUGAAUGCCAUGGCUUCCCUUAACACUCCAAAAAUGGCUGCCACCACCUCGCUGUUCGUAGCAGCAUUCUUAUUACUUAGCCUAUACCGUACAGAGGCACAAACUGGAGUAAGUUAUGGGAAAAUAGCUAACAACUUACCAUCCCCACAAGAUGUGGUGAACCUCUACAAAUCCAACGGCAUAAAAUCAAUGAGACUAUACUUUCCCGAUCAAGCCACUCUCCAAGCCCUACAAGGAACAGACAUCAAACUCAUGCUCGGAGUCGCGAACGAGCACAUUCAAUCGAUAGCGUCUUGCAAAUGCGCCGCAAUACGGUGGGUUCGAAACAACAUAACCCCGUAUCGAUCAUCGAUCAAGUACAUUGUGGUGGGGAACGAAAUCGAACCGUCUAGUAAACGAGCCUCGUCGGUCGCACAGGCUAUGCAAAAUAUUCUAUCUGCACUAAAUGCGCCGAACUUGAACAACCCCUCAAACGACGAAAUUAAAGUUUCCACGGCGAUUAACGCCGAUUUAUUAACAAACACGUACCCACCGUCUAACGGCCAAUUUAAGGACACGUCGUAUAUGACCCCAAUAACCAACUUUUUAGAUAGUCACGGGUCACCCUUGUUGGUUAACAUUUACCCUUAUUUUGCGUACACUGCUGACCCGAAAGACAUUUCACUUGACUACGCCUUAUUUAACUCCCGUGGGGCCGUUUUUACGGACCCUAACAACGGGUUAGCCUACCAAAAUCUUUUUGACGCUAUGGUGGAUUCGGUGUACGCGGCUCUUCGGAGAGCCGGCGUACGUCACCCGCGUGUCGUCGCGUCCGAGAGUGGAUGGCCGUCGAACGGCGGAUUUGCGGCCACGUUCGACAACGCAAAAAACUACAACAAAAACUUGGUCAAUCAUGUGAAGCAAGGGACACCUUUGACACCAGGACAACCUAUUGAGACAUACUUGUUCGCAAUGUUUGAUGAGAAUGAAAAGCAAGGGGCUGAUACUGAACGUAAUUUCGGGCUUUUUUAUCCUAAUCAACAACCUAAGUAUGGCCAACUUAGCUUCUAAAUGUUAUCAAUUGGCAUGUACAUAGGGAAUGUGUGUGUACGACUGUACGUGUGUUUAGACUGUUUUAAGUACUACACUAAAUAAGACAUUUUUCUUUAAAUAACUUUCUUACUAAGGAUUAUGAACUUUUUUAUGUAACUUGUAUGGUAAAAUGUAUGAUCUUGUUAAAAGAAGUUGAAGUAUGCAUGCCAUUGGAACUUGGAAGUGAAAAA
This is a messenger RNA of Spinacia oleracea (spinach), 1317 nucleotides long. RefSeq names its product glucan endo-1,3-beta-glucosidase-like. Gene Ontology annotation, biological process: carbohydrate metabolic process. The record is from RefSeq and is a predicted model, not a curated record. Bases 65 to 1105 code for a protein of 346 amino acids. Gene Ontology annotation, molecular function: hydrolase activity, hydrolyzing O-glycosyl compounds. Lineage: Eukaryota; Viridiplantae; Streptophyta; Magnoliopsida; Caryophyllales; Amaranthaceae. The transcript is spliced from 2 exons.